AGGGGGAGUUACCAAGCCCAGGCAGCAAAAACAUCCCGCCACAUUCCUGGGGAGUCCUCAGCUGCCAGCAUCUGAUUAGAACCAUAUCUCUCUCUCUCUCCGGGAGUGGCCUCGGCUCUGAGGCUCCCGGCCGGCGGCUAUUUAAGCGGAACCCACCGUGUCCUCGGCGCUGCAGCCUGGAGGCUCAGGACGCCGGGAAGUCAUGCUGGCUCCGCGCAGGCACUAGUCAGCUCGUGUGCGUCGUGGGUUAUGUUCAUUUGAGACUUGCCGAUUGGGGAUUGUCUGUUGCCAGUGAGUGUCUGCUGCUGGGUUUUCAGCCUGUCUUCCUGUCAUGUCUAACGAAGUAGAGACAAACACAACCAACGGUCAGCCUGACCAACAGCCUGCACCAAAAGUGCCAUCAAAGAAGGAAAAGAAGAAAGGUUCUGAAAAGACAGAUGAGUAUCUGCUGGCCAGGUUCAAAGGUGAUGGUGUGAAAUACAAGGCCAAGCUAAUUGGUAUUGAUGAUGUGCCUGAUGCAAGAGGAGACAAAAUGAGCCAAGACUCUAUGAUGAAACUCAAGGGAAUGGCAGCAGCUGGUCGGUCUCAGGGACAGCACAAGCAAAGGAUCUGGGUCAACAUUUCCCUGUCUGGAAUAAAAAUUAUUGAUGAGAAAACUGGGGUAAUAGAGCAUGAACAUCCAGUAAAUAAGAUUUCCUUCAUUGCUCGUGAUGUGACCGACAAUAGAGCAUUUGGUUAUGUGUGUGGAGGAGAAGGCCAGCAUCAAUUUUUUGCCAUUAAAACAGGGCAACAGGCUGAACCAUUAGUCGUCGAUCUUAAAGACCUUUUUCAGGUUAUCUAUAAUGUAAAGAAAAAGGAAGAAGAAAAGAAAAAGGUUGAAGAAUCCAACAAAGCAGAAGAGAAUGGGAGGGAGGCUCUAAUGACCCUUGACGAUCAAGCCAACAAGCUGAAGCUGGGUGUUGACCAGAUGGAUUUGUUUGGGGACAUGUCUACACCUCCUGACCUAAAUAGUCCAACAGAAAGCAAAGAUAUCCUGUUAGUGGAUCUAAACUCUGAAAUCGACACCAAUCAGAACUCUUUAAGAGAAAAUCCAUUCUUAACAAAUGGCGUCACCUCCUGCUCUCUCCCUCGACCAAAGCCUCAGGCAUCCUUCUUGCCUGAAAAUGCCUUUUCUGCCAAUCUCAACUUCUUUCCCACCCCUAAUCCUGAUCCCUUCCGUGAUGAUCCUUUUGCACAGCCAGACCAAUCGGCACCCUCUUCGUUUGAUUCUCUCACAUCUCCAGAUCAGAAGAAAGCAAAUCUGAGUAGCAUGUCUACUCCGCUGAGUAAAGGGCCCCUGAACGGUGGUACUGAUUACUUUGGGCAACAAUUUGACCAGAUCUCUAACCGGACUGGCAAACAGGAAGCUCAGGCAGGCCCAUGGCCCUAUCCAAGUUCGCAAACCCAGCAAGCAGUGAGAACUCAAAAUGGGGUAUCUGAAAGAGAACAGAACGGCUUCCAUAUCAAAUCUUCCCCGAACCCUUUUGUGGGAGGCCCUCCCAAAGGACUCUCGGUACCGAAUGGCGUAAAGCAGGACUUGGAAAGCUCUGUCCAGUCCUCCACGCGUGACUCCAUAGCUAUUAUCCCACCUCCACAAAGUACCAAACAAGGAAGAGGCAGAAGGACUGCUAAGUCUUCAGCAAAUGACUUGCUUGCAUCAGACAUCUUUGCCUCAGAACCUCCAGGUCAGACAUCUCCGACAGGACAGCCUGCAGCCCCACAGACCAACCCUCUGGAUCUCUUCAAAACAAGUGCCCCUGCCCCAAUGGGGACCCUUGCAGGUCUAGGUGGUGUUCCAGUGUCACCUCCCCAAGCAGGACCUUGGACACCUGUUGUCUUCAGCCCUCCUACAGCUGUGGUCCCAGGAGCCAUAAUAAGUGGCCAGCCUCAAGGUUUUGGUCAGCCACUCGUUUUUGGCACCACGCCAGCAGUUCAAGUUUGGAAUCAGCCUUCGUCGUUUGCAGCCCCCACUUCUCCUCCAGCCUCUGCAGUUUGGUGUCCUACCCCCUCCGUGGCAUCCAAUGCUUGGUCAUCCACAAGCCCUCUGGGGAAUCCUUUUCAGAGUAAUAUCUUCCCACCUUCUGCCAUGUCCACUCAGUCCUCUCCUAUGCUGUCCUCUGUCAGCAUGACCACACCUCCUCAACCACCGCCCAGAAAUGGGCCACUAAAAGACAUUCCCAGCGAUGCUUUCACUGGCUUAGACCCACUUGGGGAUAAAGAAGUCAAGGAAGUGAAGGAAAUGUUUAAGGACUUCCAGUUGCGGCAGCCACCUGUCCUGCCCUCAAGGAAGGGAGAGCUACCUCCCGCGGGGACUUCAAGUGCCUUCUCCAGUUACUUCAACAGUAAAGUUGGCAUUCCUCAGGAGCAUGUAGAUCAUGAUGAUUUUGAUGCCAAUCAACUGUUGAACAAGAUUAAUGAACCACCAAAGCCAGCUCCCAGACAAGGUGCCGUCUCGGGUACCAAGUCUGUUGACAAUUCCCUUGAGAACCCUUUCUCUAAAGGAGGCUUCAGCUCAUCACAGCCCUCCGGGGCUUCUCAGCCCGCAUCUUCUGAUGUCCACAGGAGCCCUUUCGGAAAUCCUUUCGCCUAGCUUCUGAAGUUGUAACGCUGGCUAUCCGGAUGAACAAAAGACCAGCCUUUAGUCAAGGACAAAGCUGAUAGCCAGAAACAUCUGACCUCUGUCCUUGUUCCAGCUUUGACGUAUUAUCUGUUGCCUUACUCGUCUUUGCCUCUUGUACUUGUAAAACGCCUUUCACUUUCUGUCUAGGCUAAAGCUAAACUGAGGCUAUAGCUUUACGUAAAUUAAGCUCCUAAACUCUCUAGCUCAAAUAUAAAUGAAGUAGCUCCCGUACCAAAUCCUUGUUUCUUGUGCCCCUAGAACCUUCCAGAAUGCUCUCCUUUCUGUCCUCAGCUGGGAGGUUCAGCCACCUUAACCCUCAUAUCACACUGCCUUGAGUGAAUGUCCAAAUCCGCAGAGCUCAAAGUCAUUUGGGUUCCCAGCGUGCAGCAUAAACCUAAACAUUCUAUUAAUGGGACAGCAGGACACCUGCUUCCCAUCUCCACUCAGGAAAAAAAAAAUUGAGUAAAACGAAAGCAAGACUAACUUCUCACAUACAAACUAGGACCAUUUCAAGAUGAUCAUUUCCCAGCUAAUUGCAUCAUUUACCAAACCUGUCCCAAGAGGUGCUCACAACUGACUUGCGGAGGAGAAAAUUCUAACUCUAAACUUGACGCAUUAUUCAAAGCUAAUGAAACAAUUAAUCCCCCCUCCCCACCCCCCACCCCUGGGGCCUCAAAUUGUUUUCAUUCCAGACAUUAUGCAGCUGUUUGACCCUGGUGAUCUUAUGGCCUGAAUUUUCCUUGAAGAUCCUAAUUUUAUCUCAUGUGAUUUUUUUUUCUCAAUAAAGAUGAUUGUUUGUGCAUUACUAAAAAAAGGUAUAAUUUCUUUUCAUUGUGAUUAUUUCUCCCAGGACUAUUCCAUUUUUAAUCUCCUGCCGGCUAGUUUAAAUGAGAGGAAAGCAUUGUUUAUCUCUCCCUGUCUUUCCCUCUCAUUCUCUUUCAAUCCAUUUUGCUCUGCGUUAGUAUAAACAAUGACUCCAAAAUAACAGAUUUUCAUGGGGCAAAAAGUACACACACACCCUCCAGCCAUAGGUAGUCCAGUGGCUAGACUCCAGAAGGUCCACCAUCUCCAUCCUCCCCAUGGACGGGAGGGCUAGUCUCUUAAACUGAAGUUCCUUAGAGUAAUUUAACACAGGAGAAGGACAGGACUCAGCUCAGCAAUGACGGACUAUACUCUGAAAGCUAAAUGUGACUGUACCAAACACACUGGGCCCUCACUGGAGGUCAUGGUAGGACUUUAUCAAACAACUGAAAAACUUUCUAGAAGCCACAAUCACAUAGUUCUUAAGACAACAGUAAGUGAGAGGAGAGAGAGUGGUGGGCAAAUGGUUGGGGUUGUCACUAAAAACCUGCCUGCAAGAUCCCUCACAGCCCUGGAAACCUACGCAGUACAUUUUUAUCUUUAGUCCUUUUGUUAGUUUGUGUUGAGUUUUUUUGUUUGUUUGUUUUCUUUGGUUUUAAUGUUCUCUCUUGACCCUUCAUGCUCAGGUUCUUGGGGGUAUUAGUACAAUUUCACCUUUCGCUGAGAUAGAAUAACUGCUCAGGUUUUAAACAUGAAGCUGGCCUGUGAGCCUCUGUUUAUUAGCCCAAGUAGUACAAGCUGGAGUCCUGUGAGUUUCUGUUUAAUGCUAAUAGUUAAUUAUCUAUGGCAUACAUUUUUUUUCCUUUCUGACUUCCUACUCAGUCAUUAUAAACACAGACUUGAAAUCAUACUUUAAAAUUCCAGAUACCAGUGCUACACUGGAGGUAACUCUUUCUAGAUUUUUGGAUCUUUGAAAAUGAGAAUCAAUCAACAUGACUGUUUUGUACAUACUCAUCUUCUUUUUCUGUAUGUGAA
Messenger RNA from Psammomys obesus (fat sand rat), 4495 nucleotides. It is a transcript of the gene Dab2, whose product is annotated as DAB adaptor protein 2. The record is from RefSeq and is a predicted model, not a curated record. Lineage: Eukaryota; Metazoa; Chordata; Mammalia; Rodentia; Muridae. Gene Ontology annotation, cellular component: plasma membrane. Gene Ontology annotation, biological process: receptor-mediated endocytosis; positive regulation of endocytosis; negative regulation of canonical Wnt signaling pathway. The coding region runs from base 332 to 2629 and encodes 765 amino acids. The transcript is spliced from 15 exons.